This is a messenger RNA of Lobosporangium transversale, 2712 nucleotides long. RefSeq lists its product as hypothetical. The transcript has 2 exons. Gene Ontology annotation, biological process: nucleocytoplasmic transport; activation of GTPase activity. Bases 1 to 2673 code for a protein of 890 amino acids. Gene Ontology annotation, cellular component: nucleus; cytosol; perinuclear region of cytoplasm. NCBI's taxonomy places the organism in Eukaryota, Fungi, Mortierellomycota, Mortierellomycetes, Mortierellales, Mortierellaceae. The record is from RefSeq and is a predicted model, not a curated record. Gene Ontology annotation, molecular function: small GTPase binding; GTPase activator activity.
AUGACAGAACCUCAAUACCAACAAUUCCGAUACAACAACGUCCUCGAGGAAGUUUGUAUCAGAACUGCCUCCAUCUCCACAAGCAAUGGCAACUUGUCGUGCUAUGUGACCUUGCAAGACAUUCGACAAGUGUUUCCAGGUGCGCACCGAUUCAAACUAAAUGGGCAUCCUGUCCCUUUCCUUGCAGACCAUAACGGCAACUGGAUCGAACCUUUGCGCAUUGCAUCCUAUCCUGGCAUGAUUCUAGACGUCUUUGCGGAAGUAUCACAGUCCAGUAGUGGCAACAGCGAAAGCAACAGUAGCAGCAAUGCCGUUGUCUAUUUGCCGACAUCGAUAGACUCGGUGAAUCUGACUGCUCAGGAUCCUUCUUUGCCUUCAUCAAACUUGGUUCAAGCUUACAACCCAUCUCUUAUUGCUCAAAGGUUGGAAGAAAUUAAAGAGUUGGCACUAGAGGGGAUUAAACUGCAUCAUCAAGCCCUUGACAGACUUGCCAUCCUUCAACAGAAAGCUGAUGCUAUCCUUGUCCAGACCUUUGAGCUACAUGAGUAUCCAAUCCCUCGACUCUUUAUCAUUCUGCCUGUUGACAGCACCAACUGGGACCCGAUGAAUAUCUUGAGGAACAAGGUUCGCCUUCACUUCCUAUGUGAAUGUGAGGAUCGCUCUGAAAAGGCAAGCAAAGACAGCCAGAAGAACAAAACCCAUCUUGCCAGACAUGAAGGAUAUGAGAUCCGAAACAGCACAGAGUUCUUCCAAAAGUAUGGGAAAUACAUGAUCAUCCUUUUACAGUGCCUCAGCGUAGGGAUGCCUUUGGCUGCCUCGCUUGGGUCAGUCCCAGAUCUCAAAGCCGGUAUUGAUUAUUCACUCGACUAUAUGAGAACACUUUCUGUUGAGUAUCCGGCCCUGAAAGACAUCAACACAAUCGAGGACUAUGAAGCACUUGAAGGAGCAGAUCUCCGAGGACUGAGCAAAUUCCUUCAAACCAAUGAUGAAAACAGGCAGCUUGGCAAUUUGUACAGGACUACGACCGAAAGGGGGCAUGUCAAAUGGGUUUGUGUCGAUCACUAUCGCUCAACGUAUAAAGAGAAAGAACAGAAAUCGUUUGAAGAUGUUGUGGCGAUGAAUGGAGGCAAAUAUGACUCACAGCUCGGUAAAGUGGUCAUUGAGUUGGAAUCUAGGAUCAGAGCUAGAGAGUUCUUCGAAGCCUUGACCAAAGCUAAACAUAUUUACGAGUUGGAGAUCACAUUCAGCAAGGACUGGGAUUGGACCAGGACUGAUCUGGAAGCGCUGAAGAAUGCACUAAGCGUAUCGAGUGUAUCGAUCCUUCGACUUGACCUUGGAGAAUCUCAAGGAAGCAUAGUCAGGAAACUACUUUCAACAAGGCAUGAAAAACUUGUAGGCAUCAUAGAACUUAACAAUAUGAAGACGAUUCAUGUUGUACUUCCUCCGGAAGCCAAACAUCUUUCCAAUCUACAAAGCGUAAAAUCGUCACAUCUUCACAAGUUAUCCAUUGGGAUGAGGCCUCGAAGGAUGAGAGCUAGUGAAUUUCCACCGCUUAUAAAUUCACUCGAGGCUUUGGCCACUUUGGACUUAGCAUCUAACUCGAUUGGGAAUAAAGAGUCCCUCGCACUUUCAAAGGCACUCAAGACAAACACCAGUCUGACCGAUUUGGUCUUGAGUUACAAUUCAAUUGGGGAUGAAGGAGCUCUGGCACUGUCAAAGGCACUCAAGACAAACUCCAGUCUGGCCAAUUUGAACUUGAUGAGCAACUCUAUUGGGGAUGAAGGAGCUCUGGCACUGUCAGAGGCACUCAAGACAAACUCCAGUCUGAGCAUUUUAGAUCUGCGAAGGAACUCAAUUGGGAAGAAGGGGGGUCUGGCACUCAUGGAUACGCUCAACAGUGGCACGGCUUUAAGCACUUUAGGUUUGUGGGGCAGCUUAGUUGGAAAAGGAGAGGUUCAUGCGCUGUCAGAGGCACUCAAGACUAAUACCAGUCUGACCAAUUUGAACUUGUACGGCAACUCAAUUGGGAAAGAAGGAGCUCUGGCACUGUCAGAGGCACUCAAGACAAACACCAGUCUGACCAAUUUGAACUUAUACAAUAACUCAAUUGGAGAUGAAGGAGCUCUGGCACUGUCAGAGGCACUCAAGACAAACACCAGUCUGACCAUUUUGGACUUGAGUUGGAACUCAAUUAGGAAUGAAGGAGCUCUGGCACUGUCAGAGGCACUCAAGACAAACUCCAGUCUGACCAAUUUGAACUUGUACGGCAACUCAAUUGGGAAAGAAGGAGCUCUGGCACUGUCAGAGGCACUCAGGACAAACACCAGUCUGGCCAAUUUGAACUUGACGGACAACUCAAUUAGGAAUGAAGGAGCUCUGGCACUGUCAGAGGCACUCAAGACAAACACCAGUCUGACCAAUUUGAACUUACGAUACAACUCAAUUGGGAAUGAAGGAGCUCUGGCACUGUCAGAGGCACUCAAGACAAACACCAGUCUGACCGGUUUGAACUUGUACAAUAACUCAAUUAGGAAUGAAGGAGCUCUGGCACUGUCAGAGGCACUCAAGACAAAUACCAGUCUGACCGAUUUGGACUUACGGUACAACUCUAUUGGGGAUGAAGAAGCUCUGGCACUGUCAGAGGCACUCAGGGCUUUAAAGGUUUCUGUAUGAGGAAUACUUUAAUCGAUAAGUAAAUAACUCUGGUGCUGU